This is a messenger RNA of Coffea arabica (coffee), 2922 nucleotides long. NCBI's taxonomy places the organism in Eukaryota, Viridiplantae, Streptophyta, Magnoliopsida, Gentianales, Rubiaceae. The record is from RefSeq and is a predicted model, not a curated record.
CACGACAUUCCUUGCAUUCGAUGCAACACAAAAUCUUUACUAAAAUUAAUAGACCAAUCCACAUAUGGACCUGAGGUGAAAAAACUACUAACCUAUGAGGUUAUUUUUUCUUUGUUUCCCCUUCAACUCUUACUUAAGCAUCAACAUAAAAAUUCCAGUUGGUCUUCGCCUCUUCCAGUUGCAGUUUUUGUUUUCCAGAUCCACAAGAAACAAUCAAUGAGCAUCCAUCGUCCGCAACCCAGACAAGGACAAUUCCAGUUGGGGUAAGCUCCACUUUUUCCUUUUUUUCUUUUUUUUUUUCCCCUCCCCCCGGGCGGGUAGUCCUACGGCCUCCACCCCUGUAAUCACUGCGUUUCGUUUCCUAAUUCGGUCGCUUGGUCAUUAUAUCCUUCGGACUGGCCAAUACAAUACAGCUUUCCUCUUUCAGAAGCUUCUUUUAUAUUCCUCAUAGUACAUUCCAGUUCCGUUCAAACCAAAGUCUAGGCUGUAGUGCUGGGAUCGCUACUGAUUCUUGGUUUGAGUAGAGAUGAGACGACGACCAGCCAAGCUUUUGAUCGAUCUUACCGGUUAAAAAGGUAACUGGGAAUGCUGCACUUGCACUUGCAUGCGCAGAGAUUCGUGUUUCUUGCUGAAAGCAUUAACCUGCUGCUUGAGCAUGAUUCUGAAUCUGAUGCGAGUUGACUGCGCACCCAGGAGGACACUGAGUGGAUGUCUUUUAUAGGUGCAGUCGUUACUGUCUCGCAAACUACACGGGAAAAAUGUAGAGCUUUAUUGACUCUCUAAAUAAUAUUCAACUGUCGUAGGAAACGUUGGCUCAUUCUUCAGCAUUUUCUGAUCACAAUUCGCAGGUGAAAUAGCUAGUUCUUGACAUGGACGAAGCGCCGGAGGAAUUGAGAAUAAGGGGAACAUCGCUCAUAACUCAACACAAGUCGCCGCCACUGUCGUUCUACCGUCACACUCAGACUGGCAGCCCAGAGGAUUUGUAUUCGACCAGAGCUCAAAAGCACUUUAAGACCACAAAAAGGGCUCUGGCCUCUCAAAUUGAAGAACCAAUGGAUACUCCUGAGAGCCCCAUCAGUGCAAUGGAGUUCCUGUGCAGACCAUGGAGUCCUUCUGCCUCCAACUUCCUGCAGUUAUUUCCUUCAAGUGUGAGUUUGCUACUUCCCAAAAACAUGCGUAGCACAAACGAUGCGCACUUAACAAGUUCGUCCUGUUAAAUUGUUCACUGACCCAAUGAAGAAACAAUCUAACAACGAAGACAUAAGAAACUGGGAGUGUUUGGGACCAUCUAAGAUUGUGAUCCAUCCGUGACCGCAACCAUGAAGUGGUGGCCCCAUGUCCAAACUUUGACAUUAAUCCACUUCAGUCUCUCUUUUGUCCUUCUGCUAGUACUUUCAUGCUUUCUCGAACUAGGUGAAUAUGCAUUGAACUUGUAAUGAGCACAUACUGAAUUUGAUCCAAAGUUCACCGAGUUCCGAGCUAUAAUCUGUACACACAAAAUGCGGCAUUGAAUUUGUAGAAUCUCUCGUUUGCCCAGUAUGACAGGGCCAGAGCAGAAGAUCAUGAAAAUCAACCACAAGCAGCAUUGAAGCACACCCCAGAAAGGAACCAGGUGCUUGUAAUCAACGAGAAAUUCAGUAGAGUAAUGAUCAAUCUCUCCCAUCAAUGUUCAGGAAUUCAUUCGUUUAUUAGUAGUAAUAACCAGCGAUUUCACAGUCAUCCCUAGCCUUGGAGGUGCAAGAAAUUUGCCAGGUGAUAUUCAACUGAAACAGACCUGUGUUACAACUCUUUGAAUGCCAACUUCUCUAGAAAAGCGAUUCAAGUUAGUAAACGUUUUUUCUUCCCAAAUUUGUGCUCCGGCCUUGUUCCCCACAGCUAGUCCAGUGCUCUUAUGCUCAUAGGAUAGGUUAAAAAUCAUCUAGUUGUACUCUACAUCCCUCAUCUUGAUAUUAUGUACAUUUUGGUUAUGUAGAUGAACUUGAAUCACGUGAAAGGAUGGCCAAAAGGCAAAUCGCUCUCUGGCUUCUUCAGAUCUUGUAAAGAGAAGAAGAAAGAUGAAAUUCGAUGCCACACGGCCAGACUACAUGCUGCACUUUCACUUACAGAGCUUGCUGCAGCAAUUGCAGGCUUUGCAACCAGUACCAGCACAGAAGCACAAAACAUCAACCGAAAAGGCAAUGGUGAAACAAGGGCAAUAUACGAGGAAAUGGGAGGUGCUGUUGCUACUGCAGCAGCAUUGAUGACUACUGUAUGUGCUGAGGCAGCAGAAUCUUUAGGUGCAGAUAGAGCUCAACUUGCAUCUGCAGUCAAUUCUGGCCUGGCCAUCAGUAAUCCUAUUGACAUGAUGGCAGUAACAGCAACAACAUCAACAUGUUUAAGAGGUGCUGCAAUUCUGAAAUCAAGAACUAUGGCAGACUCCUUGAGGAUCCAAGGGCUGCUUAGAGCUUGCACUGAGAUAUGUAUAAUCACCCCAUCAGGUCGCAGAGAACACAAAUGGGUCACCAUACAUUCAAAGCCCAAACAAAUCACACUGUCCUUCAAGAAGAAGUAUUUUGGAGGAACCCUAUCAAUUUCGAAAGAGUACAAGCUUAUCUGUAUCGAGGAAGCAAUGGAAGGCGAGGAAUACUUCUUCCUAAGUUUGAGGACAAGCAAUGGCAUCAUCAAGCUACUAUUCAAAGAUCAGACGCAAUUGAACAUCUGGAUAUCAGCCAUUUCCAGUCUCCUAAAGAUGGCACAACCCCAGCCAUUUCUCAGCUAAGAAGUCACCAGCAUCGUACCAUCCAUGAUUCAGUUCCAAGGGAAACAAAACACAAAUCAAUUAGCCUAUAGCUUGAUGGCUGUGAUACUUUCUUUUCUGUAUGUCCCAUUUAAACAGCUUAUCCAUAUCAGGGAAACAAUGGAAGGUGAGGGAUACUUCUUUUC